CGGGGGGGCGGCGGCGGCGGCUCGGUCGCGGGCGGGGUUGGGUCCGGGCCCCACGGAGGGAGCGGGACCGGGCCCGGCUCGGGCGCCACGAGCAGCCACGUGAGCGCGGUGCUCACGUGCAAGGUGUGCGACCAGGCGUUCAGCUCGUUGAAGGAGUUGAGCAACCACAUGGUGAAGAACUCGCACUACAAGGAGCACAUAAUGCGGUCCAUCACGGAGAGCGGGGGCCGGAGGAGGCAGACGAGGGAGAAGCGCAAGAAAUCGUUGCCGGUGAGGAAGUUGUUGGAGCUGGAGAGGGCGCAGAACGAGUUCAAGAACGGGGACGCGGCCGCGGGCCUCGGCCACAAUCUCGGCAAACACGCGGGUCGUAUCACGUGCGAGAAGUGCGGCGAGAAGAUCGAGACCAACAUCUUCGUCGAUCAUAUACGCCAGUGUAUCGGGGCGGGGACGGUGGGCGCGAGUCAGCGCAACUUCUUGAAGAACGCGUUGAUGUCGAAUCAUUUGCCGGCCACGCUGCCGCCCACGGAGACGGGGCGCAAGAGCGUGACCGAGGACGGUUCCUCGAGACACCAUCGGUCGCCCUCGUCGGCCAGCGACGCGACCACGCCCGGCAAGGACACGCCGACACCCGCGACAGGCGGCGAGACGACCGGCGGCACCUCGUCCCCGUCCGUGUUGAACGCCAUCGAGAAAUUGAUCGAGAAGAGUUUCGACUCGCGCGUCAGACACGGGACGCCCGGCCUGCACCACGCCCAACCGGCCCCGAUGGGAACCAGUAUCUUGAAACGGCUCGGGAUCGACGAGAGCGUCGACUACACGAAACCGUUGGUCGACCCGCAAACCAUGAACCUCCUUCGCUCGUAUCAGCAGCAGCAUCAACAGCAACAGCAUUACGCGACGAGCGCGGCGGCAGCGCGGCGGGAACGAAGCGGGAGCGAGUCGAGCUCCGUGUCGGAGCGGGGAAGCGGGGGCGGUAGAACCGACUCGAUCACGCCCGAGAGACGCGUGGAUCUGCACUCGGACGCCAGGCAUUCCCAUCAUCACCGGCUCACGCCCGACAAGCAACUCGGCCCCCAAACCUUGCCCCCGAGUCGCCAUCAUCCACCCACCGAGGAGUCCGGGGACGAGGAAUCGUCGACGACCGCGGCCACGUCCGCGGUGGGCGGCGGCGCGACGACCGCUUCCGCGUCCAACGUGGUCGUGGUGAAGAAGGAGCCCCGCGACGAGGAAUCGGAGGAGCGAGUAGGGAACGAGGAGGAGCAAUCGCAGCCCCAAUCGCAGCGAGAGGUGUUCGUGAAGAAGGAGAUCGUGGAGGACUGCAGGGACGAGGAGGAGACGGCGGGCUCGUUCCAUCAUCGGCGAAGCAGCUUGCACGAGGGAUCGGAGGAGGGUGGUGGUCGAGAGGUGUUGUCGCCCCGGAUGAACCCACCGACACCGAGAUCGAGCGGGCAACCGGAACAGUUGACGCGCAGCCCGUGCAGGAACAGCACCAGCAGUCCAACGAGCAGCGACCGAUCGGUGACGCCGCGAGGAACGCCCGACACGAAGGGGUCGAGCAGCCUUGGCGCCCUCUCCUCCAUGUUCGACAGCCUGUCAGGGGGCGGAGGCGGCGGGGGCGGCGGGGGCGGGAGCGGCGGCGGCGGCGGCGGAGGCUCGAGCAACGCGGUCGACUCUCAGGGACGGAAGACGAGCAGCCAUCCAUUGGCCGCGCUGCAAAAGCUCUGCGACAAGACGGAGACGAGGGGACCGAGCGGCAGCGCGGCCCGAUCAGGCGGCGGCCCUGGGACCGCGUCCGGCCUCGCCACCGCGGCCGGAAGCGGCGGCGUGGGCGCGGCCGGGCCCGGUUCCGGGACGGCCCCGGGGGCGAUCCUGGCGUUCAGCUGGGCCUGCAACGACGCCGUCGUCACCGCCGACUCCAUCAUGAAAUGCGCCUUCUGCGACACGCCGUUCAUCUCCAAGGGGGCGUACAGGCACCACCUGUCGAAAAUGCACUUCGUCAAGGACGGCGUGAUCCCCGAUCCCCUGACCAUCGGUCGCUCGGCGGCGGCCGCGGCGGCUGCGGCGGCCGCGGCCGCGGCCGCUGCAGCCGCGGUCUCUCAAACCACCGGGACCGGGCCCCCACCACCGUCGGGUCACGCAUCUUCCUCGCCCCCGACUUCACAGCGCAACAAGUCGCCGCCGCUUCCGCAGGCGAACGGCAGCCCGUCUCAGUCAGCGGCCUCUCCCCUCGAGGAGAGCCCGCACUCCAAAUUUCUCAAGUAUACGGAGCUGGCCAAACAGUUGUCCAGCAAGUACGUAUAGUCCGAGCCCCGUAAGUAGCGGUGCCACUUGUACAUAACGUGUAUCUAUAUAAUGUAACGACUGUAAUUAGCGGCGCGAUUUUGGUCACCUCCUUCCGACACCUCCUCCUCCCCUAAUCGAACUUAUCCCGGUAUCCUUUCGUUCGCGAUUCCAUUAUCCGCCUCUCCCCUCUUCUCGCUUACCCACUUCUCUCUCGCUCUCUCUCUCUCUCUCUCUCUCUUCUUCCUCGUCACCCCAACCCCCUCCCCUCCCCCUGGAUCGCACUCUCCAUCUUGGCGAUAAGCGAGUCGCGCGGCGAAAACCGGAAGCGGAGGAGGUGGAUAUCGAACGUGCGUUGAUUUUCAUUGUGAUGCCACCAUAUCUCGCGGCACUGCUGAGUCAAGGGGCUCGGCCAGCGGCCAAGUUUGUGAUUUUAUAAAUACUUAAGGACAUUUACGACUGGCUUUGAGAGAGAGAGAGAGAGAGAGAGAGAGAGAGG
Molecule: messenger RNA, 2779 nt
Organism: Apis florea (little honeybee)
Lineage: Eukaryota; Metazoa; Arthropoda; Insecta; Hymenoptera; Apidae
Gene: tio
Product: zinc finger domain-containing protein tiptop
Biological process (GO): regulation of transcription by RNA polymerase II
Cellular component (GO): nucleus
Molecular function (GO): DNA-binding transcription factor activity, RNA polymerase II-specific; DNA binding
Source: RefSeq, a predicted model, not a curated record